CUCUGCGUCGCCUCGCACAGGUUCCCCGGCAGCCAGCCUGUCAGCUUCGACUACGAGAGCCUCAAGCUUCUCGAGCAAGAAGACUUCUGGGUGUGCGAGAAGUCGGACGGUGUCCGUGUCCUCGUCCUCAUCGUCGCGACCGGGUUCGGCCAGGAGGUCUACCUCAUCGACCGCAAGGACGCGAUCCACCAGUGCUACUGGCUCACGUUCCCGCACCAGGACGGGCCCGAGUUCAAUCACUCGAACACGGUCCUCGACGGCGAGUUCGUCAUCGACGUCGACCCCGAGUCGGGCAAGCACAUUCCGCGACUACUCGUCUUUGACCUGCUCGUCCUCGACUCGGAGAACCUCAUGGGCAAGUCGCUCCAGAAGCGCUAUGGGCGUCUGCAAUCCUACGUCGUCAAGCCGUACGAGAAGUACCAGCGCACGCUCCCGCCCGACGUCCUCGCCAACCAGCCUUUCCAGGUCGUGUGCAAGAAGCAGGAGCUGUCGUACGGCAUCGAGGCCGUCUUUCGGGAUCAUGUGCCCAAGCUCUUGCACGGCAACGACGGCCUCAUCUUUACGAGCGCCGAGGCGCCCUACACGCCGGGCACGGACCAGAAGAUCCUCAAGUGGAAGCCGCCGUCGGAGAACAGCAUCGACUUUGUCCUGCAGCUCAAGUUCCCGCCCAAGCGCGACAACGAGCGCGAGGCCGACUUUUACGCCAAGCCCGUCUUUAUGCUGCUCAUGAACCACGGGCACGAGGGCAGCCACUACUACGACACGAUGGAGGUCGACGACGAGACGUGGGAGACGUGGAAGCGUUCGGGCGAGCAGUACGACGACCGGGUGGUCGAGGUCGUGUGGGACGCGGCGCGGUCGACGUGGCGGCUGCUGCGGUUCCGCGACGACAAGUUCGAGGGCAACUACAAGUCGGUCGUGAGCUCGAUCAUCCGCAGCAUCGAGCACGGCGUCGAGGCCGAGCAGCUCGUCGCGCACGCGGCGCGCAUCAAGAAGGCGUGGAAGGCGCGCCAGGCGAGG
Molecule: messenger RNA, 1020 nt
Organism: Rhodotorula graminis WP1
Lineage: Eukaryota; Fungi; Basidiomycota; Microbotryomycetes; Sporidiobolales; Sporidiobolaceae
Exons: 8
Biological process (GO): 7-methylguanosine mRNA capping
Molecular function (GO): ATP binding; mRNA guanylyltransferase activity
Source: RefSeq, a predicted model, not a curated record